Messenger RNA from Drosophila sechellia, 1470 nucleotides. RefSeq names its product double-stranded RNA-specific editase 1-like. The transcript has 4 exons. Bases 289 to 1383 code for a protein of 364 amino acids. NCBI's taxonomy places the organism in Eukaryota, Metazoa, Arthropoda, Insecta, Diptera, Drosophilidae. Gene Ontology annotation, biological process: regulation of regulatory ncRNA processing; siRNA processing. Gene Ontology annotation, molecular function: double-stranded RNA binding; siRNA binding. Gene Ontology annotation, cellular component: cytoplasm; RISC-loading complex; RISC complex. The record is from RefSeq and is a predicted model, not a curated record.
CUCGCUGCAACAGAAUACAUUAGCGAAAAAUUAACUCACCAUAAGACUGCAUUUAUUUGUUAAUCGGACUUUGGUGUUUUUAACCCCUUAAAAUGAAUGAGGGAAUUGUUACCCUACCCUAGAUCCACAGUCGCUGGGCAGGUGGCUCCGCUGGUGCAGAGCUUCGUUUCGGGGCACUUGGGUCGCAGGAAUGGCCAUGGCUAUUUCCUGAACUAUGGUUUUAAGUUGACCAGCCGACCACCCUGACGCUUCCGGAAUCCCAAUGCCACCGUCAAGCCUUUGAUCCAAAUGCCGUUGCAGGCCGCCAAUGUCCAGGAGCAGCAGUCUCCUCCGGUGGCUUCAUAUCCGACACCGGCCACUCCGGUGGCUGUUCAGCAGCCAUCGACUCCUGUCCCCGUUCAAGUGCCGAACUCGUCCGUCCAACAGCAAAAUCCGGAUGCGGACGCCAUCGCCUCGAAGCUGGCCUUGCCAGUUAUCAUCAAGGAGGAGCCGAUCUCUGUCGACGAUGAACCGUCCGUCGACAUUAUAGAGGACAAUACCAGUGCCAGCGGCAUCGGGGGCAAGAUCCCAUUUAAAAAGAUCUUCCAAAAGCGGAAGAAGUCGUCUGAACGCACUCGGGACAAGAAGCUGCGACGGAAUCGCCAGCUGCGCAAGUCCAUGCUCCCCAAAAACGCUCUGAUGGCCCUCAACGAGGUUAAGGGCGUGACCAUCAGCGAUUUCACCAUCGACAUCAAUACCGACGGGGGAUUCACGGCCGUUGUCACUGUGAACUCGACUCAGUACGUGGGCAAGGGUACCUCAAAGAUGACAGCCAAGAACGCGGCCUGCGAGAAGGCUUGGCGCGAUUUUAUAAUUGCGAAGAUGACGCCUAAGCCUCCCCGUAUUCACCAGGUGGAGAUAGGUGCGGAGCCAAUAGACACUAACGAGGAUGAGGCCGAUGCACCGGAUGAUGAUCUGCCCAUGUUGAAUCUGGCUUCGUUUGCCAUCUACAAGCUGUUCACGGAGUGGGAGCGCGAGGGCUAUGUCGUACCCGAGAUGCACCCUUCGGCCAAUGCUGCCCAGCAGGCCGGAGGGGAUGCCGGAACUCCAGUUCCCGCCGCGCCGAAGGAACCAAAGAAGCCACCAGUGCGUACGGAGCUACCCUCUGGCUGGGAGACCAUGCAACCGGCGACCAUUCUUUGCAUUAUGCGCCCGGGACUCAGCUACUCGGACUACGGGUCAUCUGGCGACAAUACCACCGGCAUGCAGCAUCUGGGAAUCACGGUGGACAACCAGGAAUUCCACGCCCACGGCAGAUCCAAGAAGAUCGCCCGUCUCAACGUGGCCGUGAAAGUGUGCAACUCUCUGUUCGGCACAAACUUCGCCUACGGCGACACCGCUUAAGACACCAACUCCAACCGCAGACUCCAACUGCCGACAGCAACACACCUCGCCAACACGCCUCUCUUAAUUAUAAUGUAUACAAUUGUA